CAAUGUUUUGUCUUCCAUGUGAAAUUCGAACUUAAUCUCGGUGAACCAGGUCGCAUGCUGUUGAUCUAAUUUCUUCUCUAUCAUCAUCUCCAGCGGGGCGAAGGAGGCUGCAGCCCGUGUGCCCGCUCGACUCUUCCCCGCCAGUGAGCAGUGGCGUCCCGGCCUCCGCUGCCUUUUUUUCCCUUCUUUUCCUGAUUAAGAACACUUUCGGACGAAAACACAAACAUGUCGACGGGGAGGAACACGGCGUUAAGUGAAAACACACUCUUUGGGAUGGGAAAUCCCUUGCUUGACAUUUCAGCUGUUGUGGACAAAGAUUUCCUUGACAAGUUCGGACUGAAGCUUAAUGACCAGAUCCUCGCUGAAGACAAACACAAGGCCUUGUUUGACGAAAUUGUCAAGAGGAACAAAGUUGAAUACCAUGCCGGCGGUUCGACCCAGAACUCUGUCAAAAUUGCUCAGUGGAUGAUCCAGAAACCCCAAAAGGUGGCUACUUUCUUCGGGUGCAUCGGUUCCGACCAGUUCGGGGAGAUUCUGAAGAAGAAAGCGGCGGAAGUCCACGUCGACGCACAUUACUAUGAACAAAACGAGGAGCCGACCGGUACCUGUGCAGCCUGUAUCACCGGGGACAAGAGGUCCCUUGUUGCUAACCUGGCAGCGGCAAACUGCUACAAAAAGGAAAAACACCUGGACUUGGACAGCAACUGGGAGCUGGUGAAGAAAGCCAAGGUUUAUUAUAUUGCGGGGUUUUUCCUCACCGUGUCCCCAGAGUCCAUCAUGAAGGUGGCGAAGCACGCUUCAGAUAACAACAAAAUAUUCUGCAUGAACCUCUCGGCACCUUUCAUCAGCCAGUUCUUCAAAGAGCCCUUGAUGAAGGUCAUGCCUUACGUCGACAUCUUGUUUGGCAACGAGACGGAGGCGGCCACAUUUGCCAAAGAGCUCGACUUCGAGACGGAUGACAUUGCAGAGAUUGCAAAGAAGACCCAAAAUCUGCCCAAGGAGAAUACGAAAAGGCAGCGAGUGGUGGUCUUCACACAGGGCAAGGAUGACACUGUUGCAACUGUUGGUGAGAAGGUGACCAUGUUCCCCGUUUUGGACAUCGACCAAAAUGAUAUUGUGGACACUAACGGAGCCGGAGACGCCUUUGUGGGAGGAUUCCUCUCUGCGUUGGUCCAAGAGCAUGUGUUGGAGGAGUGCAUCCGGGCCGGACACUACGCCGCCAACGUCAUCAUCAGACGGGUCGGGUGCACUUUCCCAGAGAAGCCAGAAUUUCAGUGAUGCGUCCGAGCACUGCAUACAUGUCUGUUCCUCAAGAUACUUGUAUAUGUAUGCUUCAGGAUUUUGUGUACAUUUUUCAUUUUCUAAUUACAAUGAAUCACUGCAUAGGACUAAAUGCUACAUAUCAAGCUUGAAAUUUCAAAAAAAAAAACUCAAAUGUAUGAAUACAAUUCAAGUGUGCUUGUAUUGGAAUAAAAUGGGUAUGUUUUAAAGGAGCAUUCCGCUGAAAAUCUAUCGUUUGAGUGCAAAAAACUGAACGGCCGUAGGCCUGAAAGGUGUAAAGAAAAUGUCUUUUCACAACACUUCCCCACCAUUGAUCUUUAUGUUCUGCAUGUUUCAAACACUUGAGGAAGUGAAAAGUGACGAUAGUUUGGAUCCUAAGUAACGGAUCCAUGGUGGAGAAGUUGAUUAUCUUGCAGGAUAUGUUUGAAACGUUCCUAAAUUGAUUGUGCCUUUUGAAAAGCUCCUCUGAAGGACAGCAGCUGUAGUCAGCUUCGUUUCACAGAAGUUACAAUCGAUUCUGAGGAUGACCUGAAGUUACGUCAAAAAAAAAGAAAAAAGGUCCACAGAAACUUCUCAAACCAUUCCUGCUUCAUAAUCUGCUGUCACUCCUCAUGUUGAAUAUUUCACUAAAUGAAAUUGUGAUACUGCAAAAAUAACAUGUAGCUGUAAUGCUGCUGCAUUUUGUU
Messenger RNA from Cyclopterus lumpus (lumpfish), 1967 nucleotides. It is a transcript of the gene adkb, whose product is annotated as adenosine kinase b. Gene Ontology annotation, biological process: purine ribonucleoside salvage. Bases 226 to 1278 code for a protein of 350 amino acids. Gene Ontology annotation, molecular function: adenosine kinase activity. Gene Ontology annotation, cellular component: cytosol; nucleus. The record is from RefSeq and is a predicted model, not a curated record. The transcript is spliced from 12 exons. NCBI's taxonomy places the organism in Eukaryota, Metazoa, Chordata, Actinopteri, Perciformes, Cyclopteridae.